This is a messenger RNA of Purpureocillium takamizusanense, 2106 nucleotides long. RefSeq names its product Small nuclear ribonucleoprotein-associated protein B (gene smb1). The coding region runs from base 152 to 871 and encodes 239 amino acids. Gene Ontology annotation, cellular component: U4/U6 x U5 tri-snRNP complex; cytoplasm; U4 snRNP. The transcript is spliced from 5 exons. NCBI's taxonomy places the organism in Eukaryota, Fungi, Ascomycota, Sordariomycetes, Hypocreales, Ophiocordycipitaceae. The record is from RefSeq and is a predicted model, not a curated record. Gene Ontology annotation, biological process: mRNA splicing, via spliceosome. Gene Ontology annotation, molecular function: RNA binding.
GCGAAAUUUGGACCUCGCAAUCAUCUCGCCCGCAAACGCGCAGAGCUUCCCGAUCACCGCUCUCGCGCAACACGCUCCUCCGCCCACGCCCGACGCCUGCCCACGCAUCCUUUCGUGUCUCGUUCGGCAAGCUCGCGAAGCAAUAGUCAAGAUGUCGUCGAACAAGCAGGGAAAGAUGAUUGGCUACAUCAACUGGCGCAUGCGCAUCAUUCUGAAUGAUGGCCGCCAGAUGACGGGCCAGAUGCUUGCGUUUGACAAGCACAUGAAUCUCGUUCUCGCCGACACCGAGGAGUUUCGCCGCGUGAAGCGCAAGCACGCCAAGUCCGGCGCCCCAGGUUCCGACGCGCAGGUCAUCGAGAACGAAGAAAAGCGAACCCUCGGCCUCACCAUCGUCCGCGGCGCCCAGAUCAUUUCUGUCUCCGCCGAAUCUCCUCCCCCUGCCGAUCCCAGCGCCCGACUCGGACGUUCCACCGCGGGUGGCAUUCCCUCGACCCUCGGCGCCGGCCCCGGUGUCGCCCGACCCGCUGGUCGCGGUGCCCCUCCCGCCAACUUGGCUGUGAGCACCAACCCUCUUGCCAUUGCAUUGUCCCAUGUCAGACUUCUUGAAUCGCUCUUGACUAGAGCUAACGAAACCCAGGGCCCUGCUGCCGGCGUUGGCGGUGGUGUCCCUCCUCCCGGUUUCCCUGGCUUCCCAGGCGGUGCGCCUCCAGCUCCCUUCGGACGUGGUAGUGGUCCUCCCCCCGGAUUCCCCGGCCAGUUCCCCCCUCCUGGCUUCCCGGGCAACUUCCGCCCUCCCGCCGGUUUCCCAGGCGGCGCCCCAGGUGGUCCCCCCGGCGGACCCCCGGGCUUCAAUCCCCCUCCCCGCCACUAAGGGAGACGCAUCUUUCUUGUUGUUUUGGCGCUGGGCGGAUUGGAAUUCGAUGCUACGUUUUGCAAAAACAUGACGACACGCUUGCCGCAGGCAUGAGACCUGAAUCUGCUGUAUAAAGGGGACAUGCGAGGUCCCCCCGGCCACCGGCAUGGGGCAUGACAGUUUGCAAAGUGCGUCAUCUGGGUCGAAACUGUAUGUGAGACUUUCUUCACAUCUCCGCUCUGACGACGAUGUUGACAUGGAGUGGGCGGAAGAUUUCGUGGGAUACAGGGCUCCGUUGCUUGGUUCGACGCUCCUGUGCCAGCCGAGGAGGCAUGCGUUGCCUCGGGGUUGACGCAGUCUCGAGGUCAAGUUCGUCCGUCGACAGGAUCGAGCUUGGGGGAGUAGGCAGGUUGGACUCAGGUCACUGUUUAGCCGCGCACGGAAGCCCUGGAGUUCACAUGCUAGUUGAGGCCCUUAAUAGAUUGGCUGCCUUGCAAGUUGUUGUUUAGGUUGCGAGUGGUGCAUGACAUGACACGGAGCUCGCGUCAUUUCCCGAAAACCAAAAGGUUUGUUGUUCAAAGAUUGCGUCUACGGUAGGUAUUGAAGAGUAACGGCUGGCCAAGGGACGAUAACACCAAACGCCGCUUGUGUUGUGGCAGAGCCACCUUUGACCCCUGUCUUUCCUUGGUCUCUCCUCCUUUAACCUCCCUCUCUUCUUGAUUUAGGCGAGGCGCUCACACCCCGACAGCAUGGCUAAAAACUCUAGCCGCAAGCUGGCUCAGAAGCCUUGACCUGUCAUCCUGCGGCAGCUCCUACACGCGUCGUCGUCAUCGUCGUCGUCAGCAAUCCGUGGCGACAUCAACAAUCACAGGGGGAGAGUAGGAAAUCAGAAUGGAAAGGGAGGGCGUGCGUUCUUCACGCAGUUUCGAAUACGAAAAAAGACGCUCGCGACUGCGCACUACUCACCAGGAAGACGGCGUAGACGCUCUUCCCCUUGGCGUCGCGAACGGCGCCUAGGCGGUUGCCCGCGACGGCGCCGGCGACGAGGCCCGGGACGUUUGCGACGAUGAAGCCGAGGGCGCCGCCGCUGACGCCGCCGAGCAGGGCCCAGAACUUGCCCGUGGGGGCGUUGGAUCCGUCGCCCUCGGCCAUGCCCUCGUCGCGCAUCAUCUCCUCGAAGACGUCUUCGAACUGCGCGUCCUCGGUCUGCUGACGAUUGCCACGAUGCUGGUUCUGGUUCUGAUUUUGGCGCC